This is a messenger RNA of Parnassius apollo (apollo), 3681 nucleotides long. The record is from the annotation of a GenBank genome assembly. NCBI's taxonomy places the organism in Eukaryota, Metazoa, Arthropoda, Insecta, Lepidoptera, Papilionidae.
AUGGCUGAAAGCAAAUCUAUCUUACAUGAAUUAUACGUAUUUUCAGAGUGGAAACCCGAGCCAGAAUAUUUACAAAAACAUGACAACAUUUUACCUGAAAAUAUAUCAGCUAUUUGGCGUUGGAUAAAAUUUUUUGGCCCAAAGAAAAGUUUAGUAGACAGUGUAACGGCACAUAAAGAAAAGCAACAAAAGUGGCACAUUGCUCUUGGUGAUGAAGGAAAAGUAUUAGCCGUGCUUACUGAUAAUAUAUUGGAAAUCAGGACCAAGCGCACAGAAUAUGCUACAAUAGCGGCUAGGACUACUGUGAGUCGUGAUCCAUACGCACAAUGGCGUAAACUAGUGUGGAGCCCCGACUGCUCAUUUUUGGUGCUUGCGUAUGGCAAUGGUGUUGUCAGCUUCUUUGACCUGACUGCUUCUAAUCUAUUUAAUAUUCCAGCUGAUUGCUCAAGGCCUGGGGGCUUGGAGUGCACUGAUAAUACUCAUGCUGUGUCAGAUAUUAUAUUUAUGCCUCUUAGAGUUAAGGAUACUAAGUGGCGUAAUGAUGGUGUGCAGAUAACAGAUACUGCCGAUACAGUUAAUAUUACAAUGUGUGAUGAUGGUGUGCAGAUAACAGAUACUGCCGAUAUAGUUAACAUUACAAGAUGUGAUGAUGGUGUGCAGAUAACAGAUACUGCCGAUACAGUUAACAUUACAAGGCAUAAUGAUGGUGUACAGAUAACAGAUACUGCCGAUACAGUUAAUAUUACAAUGUGUGAUGAUGGUGUGCAGAUAACAGAUACUGUCGAUACAGUAAACAUUACAAAGUUUGAUGAUGGUGUGCAUAUAACAGAUACUGCCGAUACAGUUAAUAUUACAAUGUGUCGUGAUGAUGUGCAGAUAACAGAUACUGUCAAUACAGUUAACAUUACAAGGCGUGAUGAUGGUGUGCAGAUAACAGAUACUGCCGAUACAGUUAACAUUACAACAUGUGAUGAUAGUGUGCAGAUAACAGAUACUGCCGAUACAGUUAACAUUACAAGGUGUGAUGAUGGUGUGCAGAUAACAGAUACUGCCGAUACAGUUAACAUUACAAGGUGUGAUGAUGGUGUGCAGAUAACAGAUACUGCCGAUACAGUUAACAUUACAAGGAACUGGGAGGUACUGGUGGUGACGUUCGACGGGCGGUUGCGUGGCUACGUGGUGUCGCAGACGGACGGCUACAAGUUGCGGCACUCGUUCCGCUUCCCGGGCGGCGUGGCCGCACUGGCUUAUUGCCCGUCGCACGACGCCUUGUACGUGGCUGGAGUGCCCAGAGGAAUCAAGGAUCCAUCAUCGCCACUCAUUGCCGGAAUCACGGCAUGGCGCAUUUUGAAUGACGACCCAUUUUAUAAACUUUCGGUGGUAUCCGACCAACUGGAAGCGCAGUUGGCCAAUGAGAGGUUCCAGCUUUAUAUACCAUUUGUUACGUCCAAACAUUUGAACUUCAUAGUCCGCAUGGAGCUGUCUAGUGACAGCACGAAACUGGUGUGUGUCCAUUGCAACGGCGAUGUGUCGGUGUGGAGGUUGCCCUUGCUGAAGCUGCUGAAGCGUUGGCCGCUUACUAGCCAGCCUGGCCACGACCUGAGGAAUCCACUUGUUAAACCAGACAAGCAGACACAUAAGGAUGUCUCCCUGUUCUACCCGUACGAUGUCAACUGGUGGAGUAAUGAAGAAAUCAUUUUAUCGAGGUUCAGUGGUGCUGUGAGCGUGUGUGACACUGAAGACAUGGUUAACAUUCUCGGAAAGAAACCCGAAUUCUUCCAGGGAACGCCGCAGGUUACACGCGCUUACCAUGGCGCAUUUAUGUCUUUAGAGUGCGAGUCGAACGUAUUACCAGCUAAGAAAUCACGAAGCGAUGAAAGCAUGGAAGUUGUAAAAGUGGAGGAAGACACGGACGACUCCAUGCUAGAAUUGACUAAGGAGUUAUUCAAAACAAUCCUGUACGCCAUCACAGACAUGGAGACGUUCCAGCCAAAGCCCAAGAAGAUAACAGUAGUGUCUCGCAUUUAUCGUCUACUGGGAGUCAAGAGCACCACCCCCACGGAAUUAUUUUCGAGAAAGAUCGAGAGCGGGAACUAUUCAGAAGCGCUGAAUCUGGCGGAGACGUUUGGGUUGGACAGUGACCUCGUGUAUCAACAGCAGUGGAGGAAGAACCCUGUCUCCACUGAAGCCAUACAGAAGUAUUUGAGCAAAGUAUCAAAGAAGAUUUGGGCAGUGCACCAGUGUGUAGACAGAUUGCCAGAAACACUGCCAGCCGCAAAGGAACUGUUACAGUUCGGUCUGGAACUCACCAACGAAAGGAUUCUUGAUGAAAUUAAUAAGGAUAAAGGCGAAGACGAGCUGAAGGAUCCAGACGAUAUAACUCUAGAGGAUUUGAACGCUUACACCAGUGAGUUGCUGCGUUGCCGACACGUCAUGCUAUUCUAUAAGGAGAGGCUGAGGCUGUAUGAAGAAAUACUAAAAUGGGAGAAGUCAACAUAUAUCAAAGACGAGUAUGACCGCCUUCGGAGCAACAGUAUAGUGCACAGCGCUAUGGAGAUCGCCAAAGAAGGCCGUAUAGAGGCCCUGACUUGUCUCUGGCCGCACAUCAAAACUAUUGCGAUGAAACUAGAAGUCUUGGGGAACCUACCGGAGACAAUCAACCCAUUGGACUACCAACAUCUGCUGCCAACUAAAGAGCCAUUUCAAUGGUUUGACGAAAAAUCCCCCAUAAAGAUAAAGCCGUCAGAAGUUGAGAAGGAUUGGUGCCGAAAGGAAAUAUUUAGGUCGAUAUGGAGUUCGAACUGGUCGGAGGACGCCAGCCCAGAGGCGGAGAGUGCGGGCGACAGCGAGUACGUAAACAAGUGCGCGAACGGGUGCGAGAACGAGUGCGUGAAAGUGUUGACGAGGGAGUACUCAUGCGUGGGCUCGUGCACGUGCUUGUGCUUGUGCUCGUGCGGGCACUGGGCGUGGUAUGAGCAGCGCGCGCGCGAGGUGGAGCAGCGCAGCGGGCUGGCCAGCCACGCGCUGGCGCUAGUCACCAUCGCGGCCGUGGGCGGCGCCGUGCCCGGCCUCGACCGCAUCCUCUUCCACCUGCUCACGCUUGUCACGCUGCUCUACGACCUCAACCUGGAGGGUGUCGCGCUCGCAGACCUCGAGCCCUUGACCCCGCUCGAAACCUGCACGCUCCUGAUGAAGAUGUCGACGCCGGCGACUUUUGUAUCGGACCUAAAGCAGUACGUGAUUCCGUACCUGAAACGCUACGAAAAUCUAACCCAGCGCAGCGAUGCCUGCCUCAAUGGACUCAUGGAUUUCCUCGAGAGUAUUAGCGUAGAUGACCUCUCCUCAAUUCUACUGGUGCUGCAAUCUCCGAACGAAUUUGAAUUGGAUAUCCGUACGCAUCUUGAAUUAGUGGAGAGGUGUCUCUUCGCGCACAACGGCACCGAUCAAUUAGAUAUGGCCUGCGACUUACUCAACACUAUACUUAAGGAAAGCGACGGCAGCAUCUCGGACAGCGAAUUGGUGCGGCGCGCGGGCGCGCUGGAGCGGCUGGUGGCGGGCGCGGCGCGCGUGGCGUGGCGCGGUGUUCGCGUGGCGCCGCGCGACCUGCGCGACAUGCUCGCCGACCGUGGACAGGCUGCGCGCCUGCUUGCGAGACUCGCGCGGGAGCUCUCGCAGCGGUGA